This is a messenger RNA of Penicillium cataractarum, 1473 nucleotides long. RefSeq lists its product as uncharacterized. The coding region runs from base 1 to 1473 and encodes 490 amino acids. The record is from RefSeq and is a predicted model, not a curated record. The transcript has a single exon. NCBI's taxonomy places the organism in Eukaryota, Fungi, Ascomycota, Eurotiomycetes, Eurotiales, Aspergillaceae.
AUGAGCCCUAAAGAAAGGAAGGUUCCACCAAGCCUUGAGGGACUUGACUACGACAUCUACUUCUAUUCAGACUCAUACGCAUACACUCCAGAGACACUACCUACCGCUCGUCGCAUCUAUCAACUCGGUUAUGGGCUAGCUGUGCUAGUGAGUCUGUUGUUGAAUUUUCUCGUCGCAACUGUGCUUGACUCGGUCAACUACAUCCAUGCCAUUACCCUCAGAUGGACGCUCUUCCACGAGGAGCGACUAAAUUUCAAUUCAAAUAAUCGCUUAUUCACGGCUUCGAAGUCCCAUGGGCCAAACAGCUGGUACUUCAACGUGAUUUCUGGCACAGGGUUGGUGAUUUCACACGGCUCACUAUCUUGUAUGCUGGCGGAUGUGACCGUUGAAAAUGAAGAUCCGCAGAUAUCGGACAAUCUCUUGUCAACCAAAAGCUUCGUUGAAUUAAACGCUCUAGCGGUCACUGCCUUAGGAUUAGGGCUUCUCCUUCAAGUCUGCGUGUCAACUUACAGCCUAUUAUGCAGUAGCGGAGUUUUGACAUGGAGCAACAACCUUCUUGCCAAUGCACAGGCUAUAGCGAGAUCUCAGAAAUAUCAAAGGCAGAAUUGUGCAAAAUUCCCAAGUCGCACAUUACAGGACUCGAUGCUCAAUGUAGCGCCAAAAGUUCGACCGGUCCGUUAUCUUGUAUGGGGCUUUUUUGGACUAUUCGCGGCUUGGUCCCUUGGACAGGGUAUCUAUACCGGGCUCUAUCAGGAACAAACUCUGCUAGAUCUUGACGCUCGCUGGCCUAAAGACGCGCUGGAGUAUUGGAAAUUCUACGGAACCAUGUGGUUUGACCCCCGCACGACAAUAAACCCCAGCGCAUCCUGGAUAACAUUACUUGUUCAGAUCAUAUUGCAGUCGUUCCUCGCUCUGGCCCUACACUGUCUGGAGCUGCAGUUCAAUCUAUUCAGUGACGAAGCCGUGUGGCAUAGUAUGGAAACAGUUGGAUCAAAACCCAACCCUUCGAUUCUCUCCAGUUUCAUCCGGCAGGGGCUGUUCUUGUCAGUCAUCAAAGCUAUACUUCACUGGAUAUUUGGAUAUGCAUUCUUCUCAAAUCUAACAAUCAACAUUGCGCUAUUGCCAAUAAUCGCUUUGAUGGCUGCCUUUAUGCUCCUGGUGGCCUUGACGGAAUAUAUGAUGAAUAUAAGAUCCAAAGGCAGGAUUCCUGCAACUUAUGGAAACUUUGAAAAGGUUUUGGAGUUGGUAGACGACUGGAGUCAUGAAAAGCUGUUCUGGGGUGAUAAGGGGGACCUUCUUCUUGGGCUGCGACGCGCAGGCACAGCCGGGGAAAAGUUACCAGAGUUGCAUCCGAAUAUCCUCUACUGCUGUCCCCAAGCGAGUGAGUUGGAAAAUGGGAGUAUCAUUUCGCCAGCCAAGAUGGAUCCUGAGAAGGGAUGUGACCGCGACUCCGACAGGAUUAAACGCAACUAG